CUCACCUCAUCAUUCUCUCACACACCAUGGAAGCCAGCGCCGGACUUGUCGCCGGAUCUCACAACCGCAACGAGCUCGUCGUCAUCCACGGCCAUGAAGAGCACAAGCCUUUGAAGAACUUGGAUGGCCAGGUCUGUGAGAUUUGUGGCGAUGACGUCGGGCUAACGGUUGACGGAGAUUUGUUUGUGGCCUGCAAUGAGUGUGGUUUUCCGGUGUGCCGGCCUUGCUAUGAGUAUGAGAGAAGAGAAGGCAGCCAACUUUGCCCUCAGUGCAGAACCAGAUACAAGCGUCUCAAAGGGAGCGCAAGGGUGGAGGGAGAUGAAGAUGAAGAGGAUGUGGAUGAUAUUGAGCAUGAGUUCAAGAUGGAGGAUGAGAGGAACAACAAGCAUAACCAUAUUGUAGAAGCAAUGCUUCAUGGGAAGAUGAGCUAUGGAAGAGGACCUGAAGAUGACGAAAAUGCCCAUAUCCCACCAGUUAUAUCCGGUGCAAGAUCCCGACCGGUGAGCGGUGAAUUUCCAAUUUCAUCUCAUGCUCAUGGAGAUCAGCAGAUGCUUUCUUCUUCGUUGCAUAAACGAGUGCAUCCAUAUCCAGUUUCUGAACCUGGGAGUGCAAGGUGGGAUGAAAAGAAAGAAGAUGGUUGGAAAGAUAGGAUGGAUGACUGGAAAAUGCAGCAAGGCAACCUGGGGCCUGAACAGGAUGACACUGACCCUGACAUGGCCAUGAUUGAUGAAGCUAGACAGCCACUGUCGAGAAAAGUACCGAUUGCUUCAAGCAAAAUAAAUCCUUAUCGGAUGGUGAUUGUAGCCCGACUUUUUGUUUUGUCCUUGUUCCUCCGAUAUAGACUUAUGAAUCCGGUGCAUGAUGCCUUUGGGCUCUGGUUAACGUCUGUGAUAUGUGAAAUUUGGUUUGCAUUUUCAUGGAUCCUUGAUCAGUUCCCAAAAUGGUACCCUAUUGAUCGUGAGACCUACCUUGAUCGUCUUUCACUCAGGUAUGAGAGGGAGGGUGAACCAAAUCAGCUGUCUCCAGUAGAUCUCUUCGUCAGUACUGUGGAUCCCAUGAAGGAACCUCCUCUUGUUACAGCUAACACAGUUCUUUCAAUCUUGGCCAUGGAUUACCCGGUUGAUAAGAUCUCAUGCUACAUUUCUGAUGAUGGUGCUUCCAUGCUCACCUUUGAAGCCUUGUCUGAAACUGCAGAAUUUGCACGCAAAUGGGUACCUUUCUGCAAGAAAUUUUCUCUAGAGCCUCGAGCCCCUGAAAUGUACUUCGCAGAGAAGAUUGAUUAUCUCAAGGACAAGGUUCAGCCUACUUUUGUUAAGGAGCGUCGAGCUAUGAAGAGAGAAUAUGAAGAAUUCAAGGUUAGGGUAAAUGCACUUGUGGCCAAAGCCACGAAGGUUCCUCCAGAGGGGUGGAUCAUGCAAGAUGGGACGCCAUGGCCAGGAAACAAUACUAAGGAUCACCCUGGGAUGAUUCAGGUGUUUCUCGGUCACAGUGGAGGAGUUGAUGCUGAAGGAAAUGAGCUUCCUCGUCUUGUCUAUGUAUCCCGUGAGAAAAGGCCUGGUUUUCAACAUCACAAGAAAGCUGGUGCCAUGAACGCUCUGAUUCGGGUCUCUGCUGUGCUCACCAAUGCCCCUUUCAUUCUCAACUUGGAUUGUGAUCACUAUAUCAACAACAGCAAAGCCGCGCGAGAGGCCAUGUGUUUCUUGAUGGACCCCCAGACUGGGAAGAAGGUCUGCUAUGUCCAAUUCCCUCAAAGAUUCGACGGCAUUGAUACAAACGAUCGAUACGCCAACAGAAACACAGUCUUCUUUGAUAUCAACAUGAAAGGUCUAGAUGGAAUUCAAGGUCCUGUAUAUGUGGGCACAGGAUGUGUUUUCAGAAGGCAAGCUUUAUAUGGAUAUAACCCUCCCAAAGGUCCUAAGCGCCCAAAGAUGGUAAGCUGUGACUGCUGCCCAUGUUUUGGACGUCGCAAGAAGCAAAAGUAUGCUAAGGACGGGGCAACUGGAGAUGGUGCAAGCCUACAAGAUAUGGACGAUGACAAGGAGCUAUUGAUGUCCCAGAUGAAUUUCGAAAAGAAAUUUGGGCAGUCAGCAAUUUUUGUAACUUCAACCUUAAUGGAACAGGGUGGUGUGCCUCCUUCCUCGAGUCCGGCAGCCCUGCUCAAAGAAGCCAUUCAUGUGAUCAGUUGUGGCUAUGAAGACAAAACGGAUUGGGGUCUUGAGCUUGGUUGGAUCUACGGAUCAAUCACAGAGGAUAUCCUCUCGGGUUUCAAGAUGCAUUGUCGUGGUUGGAGGUCUAUAUACUGUAUGCCAAAGAGACCUGCAUUCAAGGGUACAGCUCCCAUCAACCUGUCAGAUAGGCUAAACCAGGUGCUUCGGUGGGCACUUGGUUCCAUUGAGAUCUUUUUCAGUCACCACUGCCCUGUUUGGUAUGGCUACAAGGAAGGGAAACUCAAGUGGCUCGAGAGAUUUGCCUACGUCAACACAACAGUCUAUCCCUUCACCUCCUUGCCUCUUCUUGCCUACUGUAGCCUCCCUGCUAUCUGCUUGCUCACUGAUAAAUUCAUCAUGCCACCGAUAAGCACUUUUGCGAGUCUCUACUUCAUUGCCCUGUUCAUGUCAAUCUUUAUUACGGGCAUUCUUGAGCUGAGAUGGAGCGGAGUUACCAUGGAGGAAUGGUGGAGAAACGAGCAAUUCUGGGUCAUUGGUGGUGUGUCAGCACAUCUCUUUGCUGUUGUGCAAGGUCUCCUGAAGGUUUUAGCUGGAAUUGACACUAACUUCACUGUCACAUCCAAGGCAACAGAUGAUGAGGAUUUUGGAGAAUUAUACACCUUUAAAUGGACAACCCUUCUAAUCCCUCCAACUACAAUCUUAAUCAUCAACCUUGUUGGAGUUGUUGCUGGGAUCUCAGAUGCCAUAAACAAUGGAUACCAAUCAUGGGGACCUCUAUUUGGGAAGCUCUUCUUUGCAUUCUGGGUGAUUGUCCAUCUCUACCCAUUCCUUAAAGGUCUGAUGGGGCGGCAGAACCGGACACCAACCAUUGUUGUCAUAUGGUCAAUCCUUUUGGCUUCCAUCUUCUCCUUGCUUUGGGUCCGAAUUGAUCCAUUUGUGUUAAAAACCAAGGGACCUGACACCAAGCAAUGUGGAAUUAAUUGCUAAAAUUGCCACAUCUCUGAAAGAUACAUAUAAAAUCUUGUUUUUAUGUGCAUGGUGUAUGAAUUGACAUAGGGGAAAUGCACAAAAAUGAAUAAAGAAAGAGUGAAAUUUUUUGUGUAGUGUAAAUGAAGUUUGUACCCAGUUUUGUAAGUGAAGUAAAGCCCCUGUACGUUGCUUAUGAUACCAAAACAUUGCCAAUUUAUUCACAAUUCAUGCAUCAGAAUCUUUGAAUU
This is a messenger RNA of Corylus avellana, 3385 nucleotides long. RefSeq names its product Cellulose synthase family protein (gene IRX3). Gene Ontology annotation, biological process: cellulose biosynthetic process. The record is from RefSeq and is a predicted model, not a curated record. Gene Ontology annotation, molecular function: cellulose synthase (UDP-forming) activity. Gene Ontology annotation, cellular component: membrane. Lineage: Eukaryota; Viridiplantae; Streptophyta; Magnoliopsida; Fagales; Betulaceae.